Orycteropus afer afer is the source of this 948-nucleotide messenger RNA. It is a transcript of the gene GDPD3, whose product is annotated as glycerophosphodiester phosphodiesterase domain containing 3. Gene Ontology annotation, molecular function: phosphatidylcholine lysophospholipase A1 activity; phosphoric diester hydrolase activity. Gene Ontology annotation, biological process: glycerophospholipid catabolic process. Gene Ontology annotation, cellular component: endoplasmic reticulum membrane. The record is from RefSeq and is a predicted model, not a curated record. The transcript has 10 exons. Bases 1 to 948 code for a protein of 315 amino acids. NCBI's taxonomy places the organism in Eukaryota, Metazoa, Chordata, Mammalia, Tubulidentata, Orycteropodidae.
AUGAGCCCUCUGCUGUGUUAUGCGCUGCCUGCCCUGGGCACCUACGUCAUUCUCUCCAUCUUCUUCCUGCGUCGACCACGCCUGCUGCACACACCCCAGGUUCAGGCCUUCUGUGUCCGCCUGGGGGCCCACCGAGGAGGAUCUGGAGAGAGGCUGGAGAACACCGUGGAGGCCAUGGAGAAUGCCUUGGCCCAGAGAGCUGACCUCCUGGAGCUUGACUGCCAGCUGACAAGGGAUGGUGUGGUGGUCGUGUCCCACGAUGAGAACCUGUUACGCCAGUCAGGCCUGGCUAGGGAUGUGGGCAGCCUGGACUUCGAGGACCUGCCUCUCUACAAGGAGGAGUUGGAGGUCUAUUUCUCACCCGGCCACUUUGCUCACGGGUCAGACAGACACAUGGUGCGCCUGGAGGACGUGUUCCAGAAGUUCCCGCGGACACCCAUGAGCGUGGAAGUCAAAAGGGAGAACGAAGAGCUCAUUCACAAGAUAGCAGACCUGGUGAGGCACUUUGACCGCAACGAAAUCACCAUCUGGGCCUCAGAGAAGAGCUCAGUCAUGCAGAAAUGCAAGGCUGCUAACCCUGAGAUGCCCUUCUCCUUCACACUAAGCCGAGGAUUCUGGGUACUGCUGCUCUACUAUCUGGGGCUGCUACCCUUCAUCCCGAUCCCUGAGAGAUUCCUCAUCUCCUUCUUGCCCACCAUCAUCAACAGGAGCUACUUCCCAUUUUCCUGCCCUGGGCUGAACCAGCUGGCGGCUGUGGCUUCAAAAUGGUUCAUCAUGAGGAAAAGUCUGAUCCGACACUUGGAGGAGCGAGGGAUCCAGGUGAUAUUUUGGUGCCUUAAUGAAGAGUCGGAUUUUGAAGUGGCCUUUGGCCUGGGGGCCACUGGUGUCAUAACCGAUUACCCCACUGCCCUGAGGCGCUAUCUGGACAGCCACAGAGCGACCUCCUGA